Molecule: messenger RNA, 978 nt
Organism: Pestalotiopsis fici W106-1
Lineage: Eukaryota; Fungi; Ascomycota; Sordariomycetes; Amphisphaeriales; Sporocadaceae
Exons: 2
Coding region: 1-978 (325 amino acids)
Biological process (GO): transmembrane transport
Cellular component (GO): membrane
Molecular function (GO): transmembrane transporter activity
Source: RefSeq, a predicted model, not a curated record
AUGUUACCAGAUGUCGUAAUGGCCCCCCUUGCCGGAGCCUUUGGUGGGCUUUUGGCAUCUGGUAUCUUAAAUGUAAAAGGUUUUGGUGGCAUACCCGACGGUUCGUGGCGACUCAUCUUCAUUAUCGAAGGAGUAAUCACUGUUUCAAUCGGGUUUAUCUCUCUAUUUGUCCUCACAGAUCGACCAGAGACGGCUCGGUGGCUAUCUCAAGAGGAAAAGGACCUUGCAGUGGCCCGGGUCAAAUCCGAGCGCAUCGCCGUCACGCAGACGCUUGAUACGCCGGACGCCAAGAAGCUUUGGAGCGGUCUUUCCAACCCCGUCACUCUCAUCACGGGCCUGAUCUUUCUUCUCGAGACCAUUACAGUACAAGGCCUCGCGUUCUUCGCGCCCACGAUUAUCAAGUCGAUAUACCCGCACGCCACCGUCACACAGCAGCAGUUGUAUACGGUACCACCGUACGCCGCCGGCGCCGUCUGUCUUGUUGCUGUGUGCCUCCUUAGCUGGAGAGUGGACAAGCGGCACAUAUUUCUUAUCGUGUGUGCGCCUCCAGUCAUGAUUGGCUAUAUCAUGUUCCUGGCGACUGGUGACGCGACGACCCGCUAUGCCGCCCUCUUCAUUAUUGCGUCGACUGCAUUUACGCCCGGUGCCUUGACGCACGCGCAGGUGAGUGCGAAUGUCGUGAGCGAUUCUGCGCGGAGCAUGUCUGUCGCGACGAAUAUGUUAUUUGCCAACUUUGGAAGCUUGAUUGCAACGUGGUCAUUUGUCGCCUCGGACGCCCCCGAUUAUCACAUAGGAAAUGGUCUCAACUUUGCUACUUCAAGUGCCUGGCUGGUUGCGAGCGUGGUCCUCCAUUUUUGGAUGAGGCGGGACAACAAAAAGAAGGACACCAAGGACGUUGAAGCGGAACUACGAAGCUUGAGUCAGAAGCAGAUCGAGGAUCUGGACUGGAAACACCCAGCAUUUAGAUGGAAACCUUGA